UAUAAGACAUGACAUUGACACCGUGCAAGAUAGAAUAUCAUCUGGAAGCAUCUGAAACAAGAGCUUCAAGUCUACUACUCAUCGACUGUAAAGCCACAACAGAAAUGACUGGAGCUGCUGUGUCCGUGUGCCUGCUUUUUCUCCUAUCUGUAUGUUCAGCGUGUUACAUCUCCAACUGUCCUAUUGGUGGGAAGAGGUCCAUCAUGGACGCACCACUGCGCAAGUGCAUGUCAUGCGGCCCUGGAGACAGGGGCCGCUGCUUCGGCCCCAGUAUCUGCUGCGGGGAGGGCCUCGGCUGCCUGCUGGGCUCCCCAGAAACAGCUCACUGUGUGGAGGAGAACUACCUGCUCACCCCCUGUCAGGCAGGAGGGAGACCCUGUGGAUCUGAAGGAGGACGCUGUGCUGCUUCAGGACUGUGCUGUGAUGCAGAGAGUUGUACAACAGAUCAAUCCUGCCUCAUCGAGGAGGAAGGAGACGACCAAACCGGACAAUUCGAAGGCAGCGAUCCCGGUGACAUUAUCCUCAGGCUCUUGCACCUGGCUGGUCACACUUCUCCUCAUAGAAUCCACCAAUGAGCUGCCUCUAACAACAAGGUCUCACAGGAAAUUCUGCAGCUGUAUAGUUGAAGUGGGACUAGUGUUUAUUCAUAUUGUCGCAUUUCUAUGUUUGUCAUCAUAACUCUGAUUUUGCUGUUUCCCCUGGAGUACUUCUGUAGAGUGCCUUUGUCAAUAUAUUUUUAUGUAUGAAAAUAGGGAUGAAUACUGACAGUGGUCAUCCAGAUAUCUGCAUGUUGAAAUAAAGUUUUGAGAGAGUAUCAAA
Molecule: messenger RNA, 819 nt
Organism: Seriola aureovittata
Lineage: Eukaryota; Metazoa; Chordata; Actinopteri; Carangiformes; Carangidae
Gene: oxt
Product: oxytocin
Exons: 4
Coding region: 9-575 (188 amino acids)
Cellular component (GO): secretory granule; extracellular region
Molecular function (GO): neurohypophyseal hormone activity
Source: RefSeq, a predicted model, not a curated record